Eutrema salsugineum is the source of this 2615-nucleotide messenger RNA. Its product is annotated as L-type lectin-domain containing receptor kinase VIII.1. The coding region runs from base 314 to 2470 and encodes 718 amino acids. Gene Ontology annotation, cellular component: plasma membrane. NCBI's taxonomy places the organism in Eukaryota, Viridiplantae, Streptophyta, Magnoliopsida, Brassicales, Brassicaceae. Gene Ontology annotation, biological process: protein phosphorylation. The transcript has a single exon. Gene Ontology annotation, molecular function: carbohydrate binding; ATP binding; protein kinase activity. The record is from RefSeq and is a predicted model, not a curated record.
AACAGUUCCCAAAUUUCAUCGCCAUAGAAAAAUUUACAGACAAAAGGAUAUAGCCGUUGGGAAAACCCACGUGGAGUUAUAUGUCAAUCCACUUGUCUGCUUCAUUCGUUGUCUCUUUGGAUUCUCUUUUGCUCUCUUCUUCCCAUAUUAUUCCUUUGUCUCCUUCCUCUCCUUUACUUUACUCCAAGCAAAGUAUUACCCCAAUACACUACCCGUGACUUUCAUCAAUCUCUCUCUCUCUCUCUCUAACUUAAUACUAAUCCUUUUCUUCUUCUCCAAUGGCUCUUCUCUGAAACAUUGUUUCCAACAGAUAAUGUCGUUUCCUCUAUAUCUCUUCUUCAUCUCGAUCUUGCUCUGCUUCUUCGGCCACUUCAAUGAAGCUACGACGCAGUUCGAUUUCUCCACGCUCGCCAUCAGCAACUUGAAGCUUCUUGGUGACGCUCGUCUCAGCAAUGGAAUCGUUAGCCUCACGCGUGACCUCUCCGUUCCUAAUUCCGGUGCCGGAAAAGUCUUAUACUCUAAUCCCAUCAGAUUCCGACAACCCGGAACUCACUCUCCGGCGAGCUUCUCCACCUUCUUCUCCUUCUCAAUCACCAAUGUUAACCCCUCUUCAAUCGGCGGUGGUCUCGCCUUCGUUAUCUCGCCGGACGGAAACUCAAUCGGCGCCGCCGGAGGCUCGCUGGGUCUCCUCGCCCCCGCCGGGUCAAAAUUCGUCGCCGUCGAGUUCGAUACUUUGAUGGAUGUCGACUUCAAGGACAUUAACAGCAACCACGUCGGAUUCGACGUGAAUGGCGUCGUUUCCUCUGUUUCCGGCGAUCUCGGCACCGUAGAUAUCGAUCUCAAGAGCGGAAACACCGUCAAUUCGUGGAUCGAAUACGACGGAUCGAGUCGUGUUUUCAACGUAUCAGUCUCUUACUCGAAUCUGAAACCCAAAUCUCCAUUUCUGUCUUUCCCUCUCGAUCUAGAUCGCUACGUGAACGAUUUCAUGUUCGUCGGAUUCUCCGGGUCCACUCAGGGAAGCACAGAGAUCCACAGCAUCGAGUGGUGGAGCUUCAGUUCCUCAUUCGGGUCGGGUCCUGGAUCCGGAUCCGGAUCCUCUCCUCCCACUACCAGUUUGGUGAAUCCGAAAGCUAAUUCGGCGAACUCUCCGCCGCCGCUUGCGUCGCAACCGUCUUCCUCCGCGAGUCCGAUCAGUUCCCAAUCGAAAGCUUUACCUUCUUCUUCGUCGUCGUCUUCUUGCCACAACCACCUCUGCAAAGAGAAUCGCGGAGCAAUCGCCGGAGUUGUAACCGCCGGAGCUUUCUUCUUAGCACUUUUCGCCGGCGGUUUGUUCUGGGUUUACUCUAGAAAGUUCAAACGCGUCGAGAGAUCCGAUUCUUUCGCAUCGGAGAUCAUCAAAGCCCCUAAAGAAUUCAGCUACAAAGAACUCAAAGCUGGCACGAAGAACUUUAACGAGAAUCGAAUCAUCGGACACGGAGCCUUCGGGAUUGUGUACAGAGGCGUAUUACCGGAAACAGGAGACAUCGUCGCCGUCAAACGAUGUGUCCACAGCUCACAAGACAAGAAGAACGAGUUCAUGUCGGAAUUAUCCAUAAUCGGAAGCUUAAGGCACAGAAACCUCGUCAGAUUGCAAGGUUGGUGCCACGAGAGAGGCGAGAUUCUGUUGGUCUAUGAUCUAAUGCCAAAUGGUUCGCUAGAUAAAGCUUUGUUCGAGUCACGGUUUCCGUUGCCGUGGGAUCACCGGAAAAAGAUCUUGCUCGGAGUUGCAUCUGCUCUUGCUUAUCUACAUAGAGAGUGCGAGAAUCAAGUGAUACACAGAGACGUCAAAAGCAGCAACAUAAUGCUAGACGAGAAUUUCAACGCCAAGCUCGGAGAUUUCGGAUUGGCCAGACAAAUCGAACACGAUAAAUCGCCGGAAGCGACUGUAGCCGCCGGAACAAUGGGGUAUUUAGCGCCGGAGUAUCUUCUGACGGGACGUGCGACGGAGAAGACGGAUGUUUUCAGCUACGGAGCGGUGGUUCUUGAAGUGGUUACUGGAAGAAGACCGAUCGAGAAGGACUUAAAUGUGCAGAGACAAAAUGGUGGGGCAAAUCCGAAUUUAGUAGAAUGGGUGUGGGGUUUGUAUAAAGAAGGGAAAGUUUCGGCUGCGGCUGAUUUAAGGCUUGAAGGGAAGUUUGAUGAAGGAGAGAUGUGGCGGGUGAUGGUAGUGGGCCUGGCUUGUUCUCACCCGGACCCAGUGGCUCGGCCCACUAUGAGGUCAGUGGUGCAAAUGCUGAUUGGUGAAGCUGAUGUACCGGUGGUGCCUAAAUCUAGACCGACCAUGAGUUUCAGCACUUCGCAUUUGUUGCUGAGUUUGCAAGAUACUCUCUCUGAUUGCAAUACCGCAGCGUUAAAUUCUAGCCGAUCGUCUUCUUGGUCGGUGCCAGAACAUAACGUUGUGAUUCGAGGAGAGGAUGACCAUUUGGUAUAAGAUUGAAAGAUAGAAUCAAACAAAUGGAUGCAUUGUGUUGUGGUUAGAUGAUUUGAUUAGAAUUUGAUUUAUGUUGUAAUAUUUCAUUCAUUUUUUUUUUCAUGUAUGUAAGAGAAGAACACGAAAUUGGUUUUCUAAGAAGCCA